AUGAUCAAGUCACAUUUGGACUGCGGUGCUUUGAUGCAGGGGAAUAAAGAUGCUGCGAUCUCUAUUCAUAAGGGUACCCACCCUACAAGUACGCUUGAUGCCGGUUUAAGCUAUCUGAAGAAUUCCUCCUGUAUUACGCAGUUCAGCAUAAGACGGCACUGUUCAAUAUGGUUGCUAUGUGAAAGAAACAUGGAAACCCAGAACGUUGUCUUAAAACAAAAUUGGGAAUCCGGCAAUCGCUUCAAUAUUGCCGCUCUGAGGCUGUUCACGUCGUCCACGACUUCAAUGCCGAACUUUUUGCACACAAUUUGCGCAUUGCCUCUCUUCCAAUAUCCCUCCGGACAAGCCACGAUAGCUUUCCCCGGCACCCGUGCACAUAACCCAAGCUCCAACAAACUGAUCGGCGCUUGCGUUGCUGGGUGA
This is a messenger RNA of Aspergillus nidulans FGSC A4, 423 nucleotides long. RefSeq lists its product as uncharacterized. NCBI's taxonomy places the organism in Eukaryota, Fungi, Ascomycota, Eurotiomycetes, Eurotiales, Aspergillaceae. The coding region runs from base 1 to 423 and encodes 140 amino acids. The record is from RefSeq and is a predicted model, not a curated record. The transcript has 4 exons.